Molecule: messenger RNA, 1081 nt
Organism: Silurus meridionalis
Lineage: Eukaryota; Metazoa; Chordata; Actinopteri; Siluriformes; Siluridae
Gene: polr2c
Product: RNA polymerase II subunit C
Exons: 9
Coding region: 143-970 (275 amino acids)
Biological process (GO): DNA-templated transcription
Cellular component (GO): RNA polymerase II, core complex
Molecular function (GO): DNA-directed RNA polymerase activity; protein dimerization activity
Source: RefSeq, a predicted model, not a curated record
CACAUGCCGCCCUAUAGGACCAAAGAAGCGGCAGUGAAUGUUAUUGUCGCGGUGCAGCGCUGAUUUCUGUUCGCUAUAAAACGCUGUAUUGACUUUGGUUUUUACGCGUUUAAUAUUUAUUUCCGUUUGGUUAUAAUCGAGGAUGCCGUAUGCCAACCAGCCAACAGUAAAAAUCACAGAGCUGACGGACGAAAAUGUGAAGUUUGUGAUCGAGAACACGGACUUGGCGGUUGCGAACUCCAUCAGGCGAGUGUUUAUGUCUGAGGUACCAACCAUUGCAAUCGACUGGGUUCAGAUCGACGCCAAUUCAUCGGUUCUCCACGAUGAGUUCAUUGCACACAGAGUGGGACUCAUUCCACUGACCAGCGAUGACAUCGUGGACAAAAUGCAGUACUCCAGGGACUGCACGUGCGACGAUUUCUGUCCAGAAUGCUCAGUGGAACUCACCCUGGACGUGAGAUGCACCGAAGACCAGACGCGUCACGUGACAUCGCGGGACCUGCUCUCUAAUAACCCCAGAGUUAUUCCUGUAACCUCAAGAAGUCGAGAUAACGACCCUAAUGACUACGUAGAGCAGGAUGACAUCCUGCUGGUGAAGCUACGAAAGGGUCAGGAGCUCCGUCUCCGAGCGUAUGCCAAGAAGGGCUUCGGCAAGGAACACGCCAAGUGGAACCCAACAGCAGGGGUGGCCUUUGAGUACGACCCAGACAAUGCUCUGAGACACACGGUGUACCCCCGUCCUGAGGAAUGGCCGAAGAGCGAGUACUCUGAGCUUGAGGAGGAGGAAGUCCAAGCUCCAUAUGACCCCAAUGGCAAACCAGAGAGGUUUUACUAUAAUGUGGAGUCGUGCGGUUCUCUCCGGCCCGAGACGAUCGUGAUGUCUGCUCUGGCUGUGCUCAAGAAGAAGCUGAGCGACCUACAGACGCAGCUGAGCCACGAGAUCCAGAGCGACGUCCUCACCAUCAAUUAGACAGAGAGAGAGAAUUUGUUGAGAUGUUGUACAGCACAGGAAGUGGGUUUAUAUAUUUUUUACUUAUUACUGACGAAUCCGUAAAAUAAAUUGUCUUGACGUAUACAAAAA